Messenger RNA from Hippocampus comes (tiger tail seahorse), 1579 nucleotides. RefSeq names its product ssu-2 homolog, related sequence 1 (gene ssuh2rs1). NCBI's taxonomy places the organism in Eukaryota, Metazoa, Chordata, Actinopteri, Syngnathiformes, Syngnathidae. The transcript is spliced from 14 exons. The coding region runs from base 199 to 1374 and encodes 391 amino acids. The record is from RefSeq and is a predicted model, not a curated record.
ACCCCUUCUGGUUUCCUGAAAAGGGGGCUGGCUGGCUGGGUUGAGAAAUCGGACUUCGACUACACGCCGCGGUGACCUCUGCAAUCGCCACUUCAAUUUGGCAAAUUAAAGCAGAACGGGACGGGGACGUUUUCGCUGACAUUGUGUUUUCUGACGCGUGAUAAAAAAAAAAGAAAAGAGCUUAACCAACGCGUCAACAUGGACUAUAAACCAAUUAUGGACCACGGAAGGUCGAGUUACGGCGUGCCCAAUCCGGGUUACCUCCCGUCAGCCGAGGGUCCUUCUGCAAUGUUUGCCCCACCCGCGCCUGACUCUCAAGGGCCGAGCGCUCCGCCAGCCAGCAUGUUUGACAACAUGCCCGGCUACGAAGGCACCGUGGCGGGCGGAGGAGGUGGAUUUCUGCCCCCUCCGAUGCCAACGCAUCCGACUCCUCAGCCUCAACCUGGAUCUGAACAACCGCAAUGGAAUAUUCCGUCAAUAAGUGAGGCUACGGCGCGGGAGGCUUUUGCACUGUGGGUUUCCAGCAAGUGUUGUUAUAGUUCAGCACCGGUAAAAGAUGGAGUGAUCACCAACAUGGAGGCUUUCAAUACCUACAGGUACCGCUUGGAAACAUUCACCGAAUCGAGAUCGACCGAGUGGAGUCAUGAGCCGUAUAAGGGCCAGCCGGUGGAUGCAUACGCCCAACCUCCUCCGGGGCCCUGGGACAUUCCUGCAACGGCCCCCAGUUAUUUUACCGAUAGUCAACAGAUCAUCAAAGUUCCCUACACUUCCUCUAUGAAGAGCUGUCACGUUUGCAUGGGAAUGGGGCGGACACCUUGCAAAGACUGUACCGGCGCAGGCAAUAAAGUUUGCUGGGUCUGCAACGGGGCUGGUUUCCGCCAUGGAAACGAGCGAUGCAAUCAUUGCUUCGGCAGAGGGCGGGAAAACUGCCACUUCUGCCACGGACAAGGAUUCAAGCAAUGCCCCACUUGUCAUGGAAAACAGCAGCUUUUGGUCUAUAUCAACCUCACCGUAAAAUGGACCAACAACUCGGAUAACUAUGUUGUGGAGCAAUGCAGUGGACUUGACUUGGAUAACCUGAGCCAAGUGUCUGGCAAGGAGGUUUUCAGGGACUCUCAGUACUUGGUUUAUCCAGUGAUGGGGUUCCCGGACCCUGCUGUGGUGAAUGCCGCACAGCGUUUAAUCAGCGAACACCAGGGCAGGUUCUCCCAGACCUCUCGCAUUCUUCAACAGCGUCAAACUAUCGAACUGAUCCCUGUCACCAAAGUGACCUACUCGUGGAAAGGGAAAACGCACAUUUACUUUGUCUAUGGAAAUGAAUUUAAAGUCAAUGCAGACAACUACCCUGCCACCUGUUGCUGCACAGUGAUGUAACUGUAGAAGCCGAUGUGUCCCUAUUGUUCUCUCUCAGUAAUGAUGGAAUCUUAAUUAAUGCAGACAACCACUCUGCCACCUGUUGCUGCACAGCAAUGUCAGUGCAGAAGCCAAUAUGUCCAUAUUCUUCUCUCUCCUCGACGAUGAAAUCCUAAUUGAAAUUGUAUGCUUGACGUAUUUACUAUAUGACAGUAUAUGGUAUGUC